Molecule: messenger RNA, 3326 nt
Organism: Daphnia pulicaria
Lineage: Eukaryota; Metazoa; Arthropoda; Branchiopoda; Diplostraca; Daphniidae
Exons: 4
Coding region: 2081-3238 (385 amino acids)
Cellular component (GO): sarcolemma; dystrophin-associated glycoprotein complex
Source: RefSeq, a predicted model, not a curated record
AUGGCGGCGAUAAAUGGGACGACUAGUGAGUCCCUAAACGAGAUAAAAAUGCACCGACAAGCCCAAGUUGGAGAGCGUUCCGUCGCUUGAUAAAAUAUAAAAGUUAAGGAAAAAAGAGACAAAAAGAAACCGGAAUGUGAAACCGAGAGAUUGGGGGACGAACUAGACGACGUGAGUGAACGAGUCAAAGAGCCCAGCUCUUAACAGGACAGCCGAGAACAAUGGUCAACAUCUUCUCUUCUUGAAAAGGAACGGACACCAAAUAAAAUCUAAGCGCAGGCACACAAAAGGCGAAAAUGCAACAACAACAACAACAACAGUGGUGGUGACCGCCAGGGGGAGGAGUGGCCGCCCCUUUGGCUGCCGUAAACGUAAAUGCGGCGCUGCAUACAGAGCGGCAGCGGUGGCGGGCAAUGGAAACCUCCAGCUGCGUGCCAGUUGUGAACCGUCCGCGAUCGUCUCUCCCCGCACUUGUGUGUCUCUUCCCCCCCAUCCCCGUCCAUGUAUAACUUGGUUUCUUUUUCUCUUCUCAAACAUUUCUGACUUUGGGACGACGGUCGGGAGUCUUUCUUGGUCCUUGGGCGGGGAAACAUCAACCGACCACAAGCUCUCCCCCCUUUAGCAAUAAAAAAACGACCGCGGGAGGGACCGUUCAAGCCCCGCAUCGACUCGUUUCCGUUUUGUCGAGAGCUCUCGAGUUUCGUCGUCUUUUCUUGAUUCGUUUUCGGCAUUGUUGAUCGGCAGCUCGUGAGGGAAUGUCGUGCGGGACGGCUCCGAAACAACAGUAGCGCAAAAAAAGAAGAAAAAGAAAACCAACAAAGUUUCGUGUGAUGGCGUUUUGGAUAGAUGAGUGGCACCUGCCUCGAAAUCAUCAUCGUCGCUACUUACGCCUGUCAUAAGUCAAACAGGAAAAAGAAGAAGAACAAGAAGAACAAGUCAAGGCAUUUCUUGAUUGCCCAACUGACAGACAGACAAGUGCAGCGGGGGUUUUAUUUUCCCUAUUUGAUUCAAGUCAUCCUUAAACGACGAAGGUUUAUUUGAUUUGAAAAAAUAUAACCGGCAACUUCUUAUCUUAUUCUCCCGUCCGUCGGGUUGCACAAGUGAACUUUCCCGCGCGAAAUCUCAUUGACCACCCGAACGAUAUGCAAAUCAUCUAGGACCCAGAAAUUUCUCCCAAAAAAUUAUUUCGUCUAAAAGUGAUUCAGCUUCCCUUUUUCGAUCGACUUUCACCGGAUUUUCUUUUGAAAAAUUCCCGAAAAAAUUCCCCGAAAUUAUAAGAAGCUUUUUUCCUUUUGAACUUAAAUUUGGGAAAUUUGGUUGAGGCCCGAGUGAAGUGUCCCGUCAUAUCCCUGGAGAGACCCACCGGGAUCAUCCAUCAUCGCGUGAACUAGUGCGCGUCUUUCAAAUCUUCUAAAGGCGGGAUCAAAUUUGAGGUGUGAGAGGAACGUUUUAAGUUUCUCUCUCAAAGAAAUUCUUUAUUUAAAAAUAUUAAAAGAAAUUCGUGAACUAGGGAUGAGAAAUAUCUCAGAGUUCUUUUAAAAAUAAAAAGAAGAAGCAGACAAAUUAAACCGCUGGAUAUUUCAACUGGGUCGGCACCAACCAAGUCCCGACUCCCGACUAGUUUAUAUUUUUUCUUUCUUUUUUUAAAACAAGGCAACAACAGGAAGCCCCAGAUAAAAAUAAAUUGCUCUGUUUUUUUCCCCCUUCUUCUCUCCCCCCCUAUCUCCAAACUACUACUCAUCUUCACUUCUUGUUUCGACUUUUGUGUGUUAAAACACACGAACGAAAAAGGGAAGAAAAUCAAAUAGCACAAGAGGUGAAAUUUCACGGCUUUGGAACUCACAUGUCGGAGGACCCUAGUCGACUUUUGACGUUUGGUGUGUGGGAAAACUCAAAAUCUAUGGGCAUCAUCUCGUGUUGAAUUGUCAAGUCAAACUGGUGGUGGACGAAAAAUUCCAGCACCGUGACAGACGACUGACAUUAAAGUGUGCGUCUCUCAAGGUAGUGGAGAUCGGGAGAGAAAAAAAAGGGCGGCGAGUGAGAGUUGUAAUAUCGUCACAUUCCUACGCGAUUCGCAACAAUGGAGCCGGCGGCAAGUAGUGGUAUGAGCGGGAUUCGUGGCACGCAGCGACCGCGUAGCUUGUGCGACAGUAAAUUAUUGUCCGUGACUCCUCACGGUCUGCAUCACCAUCACUCGGUGCAACAACAAUCUAGCGGAGACCAGCAGCAGCAGCAGCAGCUAGUGGUCAAACGGCCACCUCCUCCGCUCCCGCUGAGCCCGCCCCGUGCUGAGCCAUCAAAGUACCGAGGAUCGUGGCCCAGCAUGAUCUACUACGGAGGCGGCCACGACCAACUGCAACAAGACGCCGACGCUUUCGUCCGGUUAGAACAGCAGAAAAGAGCACCGAGCAUGGCGGGACUGAUGAACACGACAGUGCCACAGCGAUUGGUAGUCCGGCCGCCCAGUCUCAGGAACUCGGGACCCCGUCACACGCCCACCCGCAAUUCCUUGCGUCACAGUCGGAUGAUUUGCCUCAGCCAACAACAACAAGGAAAAGUGCCUCGCAAGUACUUGCCUCCAGUGAUACAUCACUAUCGGAUGGGUUCCACUCUGGUGGUGAUACAAGUUCUACUGGGAUCCGUUUUACUCGCAUUGGGUUUUCACCUGCUACAUUGGUCGCCUCAGCUUAACAUCAGAGACAUCCCUCAUUGGAGCGGCAUUCCGGUGAUGUUAUCCGGCAUCUUUGGCCUAUUUCUCUUGUGUUGCUGCCGGAAGCAAUAUCCAGGGAUGCGUGGCGGCUGUUGCGUUUUCGUCGUCAGAGUCCAAUACAUUAUAUGCAACGCGUGUUUAGCGAUGUUGGCGACGGCGGCCUGCGUCUGCGCCUGUGUUUUCGCCAGCGUUCACGUCUCCCAGCUCGUGACGAUGGAAUGUCAAUCGCCAACGGUGAACGCCACUCUUCUCGUGGGAACUGCAGAGUUUCAACUCAACUCGACCUGCCUCUGCAUAGGUGGUGAACGACAGGACGAAGUGUUCACAUACGAUCCGCUCUCUUGCUCCGAAGUGUUGCAGGUUCUACCCAUUUACCUCACGGCCUCGGCCGUCACCAACGGUCUGGCUGUGUUGGUUUCUAGCUGGUACAUCGUUCUCCUGUGGAGCAAUCGGUUUGCAUACACUUACGCUGGUCUCAAGCUUUCGGAAUUCAAUGCUAAUACGGCCAUGCCAAGUUUAUAUCAGUAAGAAAAUAAUUAGUACAUUUUGUCAUUUGCCCAAAACUUGUCAACUUGUUAUACUCUUGAACUCAAUAAUAAAUGUUUUCCAUGCUAAA